AGAACUCCAAUUUUUGGCCCUCCAAGGCCAAUCCGUCGCCCCGAAGAUGGAGCUCCCCCUCAACGGAUCCAAUGGCGAGCUUCGCCACCGCAACGUCGCCACCAACGGCAAUGGCAAAAGCGCCGUCACCGACGAGGGCCGCAAGAUGGAUGAGCUCCUCGACAACCACCAGACGUAUGAGUUUGGUGGCCCAUGGGGCGUCACCGCCAUGAUGAUUGGUUUCCCCAUCCUCAUGUACUAUCUCUGGAUUUGUCUCUGGUUCUACGACGGCAAGGUUGUGUAUCCUACGUCCACUGAAGACAUCAUGCCGUUCCUGAACCGCAUGUGGGUUCACGUCCGCGACGAUGCCAGUCCCAAUGCCUAUGCUUGGAAGGUGUACAGCGGCCUGUUCUUCUACCAGCUCUUCCUUGCUAUAGUCAUGCCCGGUUAUCAGCAGGAGGGUCUCCCCGUCCCGUCUCUCGGCUACAAGACUCUGAUGUAUAACUGCAAUGCUGCGUACUGCUUGUAUGCUACCAUUGUCACCGCCGCCGGUCUUCACUACUACCACAUCUUCCGCCUCACUGAGAUCAUUGACAACUACGGCCACAUCAUGUCGGUCGCUAUGAUUUACGGCUUCGCCUGGUCUUUCGGCAUGUACUUCCUCACAGUCGCUACCGGAAACCAGAUCCGUAUGUCUGGGAACUUCAUCUACGACGUCUUCAUGGGUGCCUGCUUGAACCCCCGCAUCGGCUCGGUCGACCUCAAGAUGUGGGCCGAAGUCCGCAUUCCUUGGGUUAUCGUCUUUUUCCUCGCUGUUUCUGGUGGCUGCCACCAGUAUGAGCAGUAUGGUUAUGUCACUCCUAACAUGGCUUUCAUGAUUCUCGCCACCUGGUUGUACUUCAACGCUUGUGCCAAGGGUGAGGAGUGUAUCCCCCAGACUUGGGACAUGUACUACGAGAAGUGGGGUUUCAUGGUCAUCUUCUGGAACUUUGCCGGUGUUCCCUUCACUUAUGUAUACUCUGUUGUCUACAUGGCUUCGCAUGACCCGGAGACGUAUCGCUUCUCCACGCCGACUUACGUCUUCUUGUUCACUCUGCUUCUUUCAGCAUACUACAUCUGGGAUACGUCGAUGUCGCAGAAAAGUCGCUUUAAGAUGCAGUGCCAGGGUAUGACUGAAUUCCGCAAGACCUUCCCUCAGCUUCCGGGUGGCACCAUUCAGGAUCCUGAGUACAUUCAAACUUCCCAUGGCAACAAGUUGUUGAUCAGUGGUUGGUGGAGAUAUUCUCGCAAGCCCAACUAUGUCGCCGAUUGGGUCAUGAGCUUCUGCUGGGGUGUCAUCAUCGGCAAUGCUACCAUUAUUCCCUAUUUCUAUUCGGUGUUCUUCAUCACCGUGCUUGUCCACAGAUGUGGCCGUGACUUCGAGCGCUGCUCGAUCAAAUAUGGCAAGGAUUGGGAGCGCUACUGCUCGAUCGUAAAAUACAAAUUCAUUCCUGGUGUCUAUUAGAAUCCCUACUAGAUUACGGAAUUGUCGUAUACCCUACAUACUAGACGCAUAAUUACCAUCUUAUCCAAUUGCUCAAUCAAAUCACGAC
Messenger RNA from Coniophora puteana RWD-64-598 SS2, 1571 nucleotides. Its product is annotated as ERG4 ERG24 ergosterol biosynthesis protein. Gene Ontology annotation, biological process: ergosterol biosynthetic process. The transcript has 9 exons. Lineage: Eukaryota; Fungi; Basidiomycota; Agaricomycetes; Boletales; Coniophoraceae. The record is from RefSeq and is a predicted model, not a curated record. Gene Ontology annotation, molecular function: Delta24(24-1) sterol reductase activity. The coding region runs from base 47 to 1483 and encodes 478 amino acids. Gene Ontology annotation, cellular component: endoplasmic reticulum membrane.